CGGAAAUGACGGAAUCGUGUGUGAACCAAUCGCAUGGCAGAAGUGAAGAUGGCGGACUCUCAGAUCAGCGUCAGGAGCUGUCGAGAACUGUGGACCAUUCUGCUUGGCAGAUCCGCUUUGAGAGAACCGGCGCAAAUAGAAGCAGAACUUGAAAGACACUGGGAUAGACUCCAUCAAGGACUCAGUUACUACAAGCAACCCAGCUCAAGCUCUGCAGGGAAGGUUAAGGAAAACAAAAAUGUCCCACAGCCGCUGAAAGACUUUGGUUUAAGGAUCAGUAAACUGUUGAACCUUGACGAGGAGCAGAGCGUACAGCUUUUACAAUGUUAUCUUCAGGAGGACUACAGAGGGACCAGAGACUCCCUAAAGGUUGUCCUAAAAGACGAUCGACAGAGUCAGGCGUUACUGCUAAAGAUUGCUGAUUACUACUAUGAAGAGCGGAUGUGUUUGCUCCGCUGUGUUCUUCUGCUGCUCACAUACUUUCAGGACGAGCGACAUCCCUAUCGGGCUGAGUACAGUAACUGUGUCAACAAACUGGAGAAGGACUUGGUAGGCAACUGCCAGUCACAGUUUGAGGCUUUGUUCAAAGCUGAAGCACCAACCUGGGAAACUCAUGGAAACCUGAUGACGGAAAGACAGGUGUCACGAUGGUUCCUGCGCUGCCUGAAAGAACAGUCUCUGCUGCUGGAGAUAAUCUUUCUGCACCACGCGUACUUCGAGAUGAGUCCUUCUGAUCUUCUGAGUUUUACCAAAAUGUUCAAAGAACAAGGCUUUGGUUUGAGACAAACCAACAGACACCUGGUGGAUAAGAGCAUGGAUGCACUUGUUGACCGGAUUGGGUAUUUAAGCUGCCUCAUCCUGGUUGAAGGAAUGGACGUAGACUUCCUGCACAAGUGUGCUCUGGAGGAUUGUACUCAGCAGCACCAGUUCUCCAGUGCACCCAACAUCAUUAAGGAAAUGGAUCAGCUUCUGCUGACGUUUGGUGACAUCCCUCAUCACGGGCCUGUGCUGUUAGCCUGGGUCCUGCUAAGACACACGCUGAGGCCGGACGAGUCCAGCCCCGUGGUCAGGAGGAUCGGCCACACAGCCCUGCAGCUGGAGGUGUUCAAGUACCUGUCCAGCAUGCUGAAAGGCCUCGGAGUCUUGGGGAAUAAUUGUACAGCAAGUACAGCAAGGAUGUGCAUCUACGGCCUCCUGUCAUUUGUUAUCACUUCAUUUGAGGAGGAAAGCUUACAGAUUGAUGGCGUGUCAACUCAGUCCUCCCAGCUGAUUGAUGCUGCCUGUGAGGUUCUUUCUGCUCCCAGUCUGGCAGAGGUCUUUUGGGAAAUGAAGCCAAACAUGGGACUUGGGAUGGUUCUGGACAGUGCAGCAGGGAUGUUUCCCCAUAAAAUAGGACCUCUGCUUCAGCUGCUGACUGCACUUGUGUCAAACAAAUCAACUGUAAAGAAGGUGUAUAACUUUUUAGACAAGAUGUCCUUCUACACGCAAGUUUACAAGCACAAACCCAACGAUAUCGUCUCUAAUGAUGAAGAAACGCUUUGGAGGAGACAGACCCCCAAACUCCUCUAUCCACUAGGCUCAGGCUCAGGACAGACUAACCUGUGGAUGCCACAGGGAGUGCUGGGCCAGGUGAUGAUUGCAGGUGAACAGGGCUUCAUGGUGCGCUGGGAUUACUCGUACAGCUCCUGGACUCUCUUCACCUGUGAGGUGGAAAUGCUGCUGCAUGUUGUUUCAACCGCAGACGUCAUAGCUCACUGCGUGCGCGUUAAACCCAUCCUGGAUCUGGUCCAUAAGAUCAUCAGCACAGACUGGACUGUGUCCGACUGUCUCCUGCCCCUCACGUCCCGCAUCUACAUGCUGCUGCAGAGGCUCACGUCGGUCAUCAACCCUCCGGUGGAUGUGAUAGCAUCCUGUGUGAACUGUCUCUCUGUACUGGCUGCAAGGAUGCCAGGGAAGGUCUGGUCCAGCCUCCACCACACUGGUUUCCUCCCGUUUGCUUCAAACCCUUUGAGUACCAUGGCUCAGUGUGUGAGUGCUGAGGGAAUGAAAGCGGCUAACUAUGGCAACCUACUGGUCCAGAAUGAGCAGCCCAGGGGAGAGUAUGCCGUGACAAUUGCCUUUCUUCGGCUUCUUACCACCUUGGUUAAGGGUCAGCUUGGAAGCACCCAAAACAAAGGUCUGAUCCCCUGUGUGCUGCUGGUGUUAAAGGAGAUGCUGCCCACCUACCACAAGUGGCGUUACAACACCUACGGAGUCCGAGAGAGAAUAGGUUGUCUUAUGUUGGAGCUGAUCCAUGCCAUCCUCAAUCUGAGUCCAGACGGGGAGGACCAAGGCAGCACUCCCACCCUGCAGUCUCUCUGCAUCUACUGUCUGACCAACACAGAAGCGGGGCAGGCCGUUGUUAACAUCAUGGGAGUUGGCGUGGACACCAUCGAGGUGGUCCUGGCUGCACAGCCCAGCAGCUAUGGUUCUGAAGGUCCGGGUCAGAUCCUGAUCCAGACAGUCAAACUGGCCUUCUCGGUCACAAACAACGUGAUCCGUCUGAAGCCACCGUCUGAUGCGGUGUCCCCCCUGGAGCAGGCGCUAACGCAGCACGGCGGUCAUGGCAACAACCUGAUAGUUGUUCUCGCCAAAUAUAUUUACCACAAGCACGAUCCAGCUCUUCCUCGCCUCGCAAUUCAACUCCUGAAAAGGCUUGCCACUGUCGCUCCCAUGUCAGUCUACGCUUGCCUUGGCAACGAUGCCGCAGCAAUCAGGGAUGCGUUCCUCACUCGACUGCAAAGCAAGACCGAAGACAUGAGGAUCAAGGUCAUGAUUCUGGAGUUUCUCACGGUUGCUGUGGAAACGCAGCCUGGCCUCAUUGAGCUCUUCCUCAACCUGGAAGUAAAAGAUGGAAAAGAAGGCUCAAAGGAGUUCUUGCUGGGUGAGUGGAGCUGUCUUCAUGUGGUGCUGGAUCUGAUCGACUCCAAACAGCAGGGGAAGUAUUGGUGCCCCCCGCUGCUCCACCGAGCAGCCCUCGCCUUCCUCCUGGCUCUGUGGCAGGAUCGCAGAGACAGCGCCAUCUCUGUGUUGAGGACCAAAGAACGAUUUUGGGAAAAUUUAACGACGCCUCUGUUUGCGACCCUCACCCCUCCGUCAGACACCACUGAGCCCUGCGUUUUAGAGACCUGCGCCUUCGUCAUGAAGAUCAUGGCUCUGGAGAUUUACUACGUCGUCAGCGGCUCCUUGGAGCCAUCUCUGAAAGACGCCCUUCAGAAGUUCUCCAGCGCGCGGCGGUACGAGUACUGGUCCCAGUAUGUGAAGUCCCUGGUGUGCCGUGUGGCAGAGUCGGAGGAGGAGAGCAUCUGUUACCUCUCCGAGACUCAGAUGCUGAUCUCUGCGUGGAGGAUGCUGCUCAUCCUCUCCACCAGCCACGCUGAUGUGAUGCUGCUAACAGAGGACGCAACCAAGCUGAAGCUUUUCAUGGAUGUCCUGGAUGGAACUAAAGCUGCUCUGACCACUCCCAUGUCCGUACCCUGUCUCCGACUUGGAUCCAUGAUGGCUACGCUGCUCCUCAUCCUCCUCAAACACUGGAAGAACGUGGUGGCAGCAGCUCCGGACAUCUUGUCUCCCCUCUCCCUCAUCCUUGAGAGCGUCCUGCAGGCUGACCAGCAGAUGAUGGAGAGAACCAAAGCCAAGAUCUUUUCUGCUCUCAUCUCUGUGCUGCAGAUUCAGGGACUCAAUGGGGGAGACAUUUCCCAGCUGCCUCAGCUGCUGCUGUGCGUGUGCGAGACGGUGAAAGACGAGGCGCUGGCGCUCAUCGACAACACCCGCCACAUGAGUCAGUUAGGGGACAUGCUGGAGGACGAGGACAGCAUGGAGAUGGACUCUCCUCGGGGACCAAAGGACCACAGAGACGGGGUCUGCGUACUCGCACUCCAUCUGGCAAAGGAGCUGUGCCGCACAGAUGAGGAUGGUGAGCACUGGGUCUCGGUAAUGAGGAAGGUGCCGGUCCUGCCCUCAGUUAUGAGCGCCAUGGAGCUCAGCCUGCGCUCCAAACACAACCUGUACUUCACCGAAGCUGCUCUGCAUCUGCUGCUUACACUGGCUCGCACUCCUCAGGGAGCAGCGGCUGUAGCAGGAGCCGGAGUUACUGAGACCAUCUGUCUUCCUCUUCUCAGUGUUUAUGAAGGUCCAUCAAAUGGAGCCUCUCAGAGCUUCUCCAGGAAGUCGCAGGAUGUGGCCUGUUGGCCGGGCGUUUACCGCCUCUGCAUGUCUUUGAUGGAGAGUCUUCUCAAGACGCUGCGCUACCACUUCAUUAAUGAAGCCCUGGACUUUGUUGGAGUUCAUCAAGAGCGCAUCUUACAGUGUCUGAACUCCAUGCGCACCGUUCAGAGCCUGGCCUGCUUGGACGAGGCGGAUCACACGGUUGGUUUCCUCCUCCAACUGUCCAGUUUCUGUAAGGAGUGGCAGUUUCACCUCCCCAAGCUGCUCCUGGACGUGCAGAUCAACCUGUGUUACCUGUGCCAGACCUGCACAUAUCUGCUCCACAGCAAGAAGAUGCUCCAUCACUACCUGCAGGCCAAGAAUGGUGAGGCGUUGCCUCCUGGUCCCCUCUCCAGGACCCAGCGCCCCCCUCAGACUCAGGCAACAGCAGGGGCAGCGGGGGCAGAGGAAGCCGAGCAGAAGGCCCUGCUGACCGUGCAGUGCAGCCUUUUGAAGAUCCUCAGCAAAACCCUGGCUGCUCUGCAGCACUUCACUCCCGACUGCUGCCAGAUCCUCCUGGACCAGUGCAUGGACCUGGCCGAGUACCGGACCCUGUUUGUGCUCAGCUUCACGACUCCGGCCUUUGACCCCGAUGUGGCGCCUUCAUUUGGGACCCUGCUGGCUACGAUCAACGUGGCGCUCAGCAUGCUGAGCGAGAUGGAGAAGAAGAAGGAGACGGCUUCGGUCAGCAUAGCAUCGCUGGCUUCAUCCGAAGAGCUCCAAGCUCUGAAGUCACUGCUGAUGUUCACCAUGGAGAACUGCUUCUACGUGCUCAUCUCUCAGGCUGUCCGGUGUCUCAAAGACCCCUCCAUCCUCCCGCGGGACAAACAGAGGCUCAAGCAGGAGCUCAGCUCAGAACUGAGCACGCUUCUCUCCAGCCUGUCCCGUCACUUCCGGAGGGGUUCUCCGUCGUCUCCGGCCUCCGCCCAAUCCAAACAACCCCCACCCGGAUCCAAGGGAAGCCACGAAGGCCAGGAGCCCAUCAUCCAGCUGGUUCAGGCUUUUGUGCGUCUCGUGCAGAGAUAGGUGUGUCUCAUUAUGAAUAAAUAAAAACGAAGUGCUUUAGAUCAGCUGUUACCCGUCUUCAAGGAAACUAUUGAGGCAGAGCCAGAAUAUUUUUGCCUGACCGGGUUCUUGGUGCUGCUGGUACCAGUGAAUUCCACAGACCUAGUUUUAUAGGUCACUGAUGGCAUAACACCGGAACCAUUUCAGACACGACUUCAAUGUAACCUGAUUCCAUGUAGUAGAUUAUAAACUGUUUUUUAUUCCUUUGUACCUAAUCUGGGUUAUUUUUACUAAAACAAUAAAGGGAUUUAAAGACAA
This is a messenger RNA of Oryzias latipes (Japanese medaka), 5568 nucleotides long. RefSeq names its product nucleoporin 188 (gene nup188). Gene Ontology annotation, biological process: RNA export from nucleus; protein import into nucleus. Gene Ontology annotation, molecular function: structural constituent of nuclear pore. NCBI's taxonomy places the organism in Eukaryota, Metazoa, Chordata, Actinopteri, Beloniformes, Adrianichthyidae. Gene Ontology annotation, cellular component: nuclear pore inner ring. The record is from RefSeq and is a predicted model, not a curated record.